ACUUUUAUCGCCAUUUUAUGUUACAAAUACACAGGAAACAGCACACUCUGGUCUGGCUUUGUCAACAAAUCGUCCGUGGAAUCUAUAUGUUAUCGUACGAUCUGAACAUCUAGAUCUAGUUCAAAUAAUAAAUAAAAUAGCUUUUGACAUCGUAAUCUCAUUAAUAUUGGCCUAAUAAUGGCCUGCGACUUGCCUUGUAUGUCUUACAUGGCGUUGUAUGUCAUAUCAAUGCAUAUUGUAAACAGUAACAGCAGAUCAAGUUCUUCGCAUCACUGGAAACUUAAUCUAGCAGCAGGGAAAGUUGAACCAGCCAAAGCAGAGUCAAGUCAAGAGGCAGGUUCUCCAUCUACAAAAUCAACUAGCGAUAAAUAUAAUAAUUCAAUAGAACUGCCCAGUGAGGAGGUUGAGGUCGAGGUCUCAGUUGAGGAUAGAAUGAUGGGGAUAUUAACUAAUAAAGAGGUGAAAGGGGGUGAAUGGGUAGUGACUUCCCCUGAUGACUCUGAUAGGCAGUAUGUAAAUAUAAAAAAUUUGAAGUCACAGCAUUGUGAUCGAGAUUUGCAACAUCCUAACAAGUGUUCAGAAUUUACAGACAGUAAUAAAUUAAAAGUGUCAAAAACUAAUCCCACAGAAAAUUCAGAUUGGAACAAAUCUACAACUAAAUUGAAACCUUUGAACUGUGGUAAAAAAGUCAACUCAACACAGUAUGACCAUUUACGAGGUAUAUCAGAGAGACAUCAGCAUACUCACAUCCCUGAACCUGAUGUGGCUAUGGUAUUCCAAACCAAUCACAAGUCUUCAGAAGUAGACAUGAAUGACUUGGAACAAAAGUUGAGACAAGCCAAAAGAGAUCUAGAGAGAGACAGCACAGGACAGAAACAACAGUCAGCCCAAGUGUAUAAUCUUAUUGGUAACUUUUGGCGUAUCAAGGGCAAUACACAGACCUCUAUAGAAUGUUUUCGAAAAGCAUUAAGCAUAUCACCAGAAGACCCAGAAAUACUUUUAAACCUUGCUAGAGUUUUAUUUAAUCUACAAUAUCUUGACGAUGCCAUUUUUCUAGCACGUCGCUCCCUUCACCUCCAGCCUUCAGGACAGAAUGCCUGGUUACAACAUUACACACUAGGUGAAAUACUCAAAUCAUAUGGACACCCUCAAGAAGCAGCAAUGCACUUUAACCAAGCACUCCUAUUGAACCCUGGCUUCCAGCCAGCAAGGUCCCAUCUCAGAGACCUGGACACUGACUCUCAUCCCUCAGUCACACACCUAACCCUGUUCAUCAUCCUUUUUUUAGUUGUGGGAGUUCUCUUCGGCAUUGUCACAUCUAUAGAAUCCAACUUUCAGGACACAUCUCUUAGCGACAGCUCCAAGGUUCAACAGAGGCAUUUCAACAGGGCAAUGGCUAUGAGAUCAAUUAAGCUGGGCAUCAACCCUCGCAUGUGUAGAAUAAGAAAAACUAAUUCCUGAUAGUGCUUCAUCACAGAUAUAUCACAUCCUAACAUUUUAAAACAAUAGUCACAUCUAUGCGGAAUUUCAACAUCCUGGUUCUCAAGUCAUUUUUAUAUUUCUUCUGCAUGUUGGUUUUGAGCCAUAUCUUUACUCCCUUGAAAAUCGUAUCAAUGGUAGUGCUUCAUCACAGAGAUUGUAACAUUGUGUUCUCUGUUAUUUUAUAAAAGAGACCCAUUAGCUUAGCUUGGUUUACUACUUGAGAGAUCAAGUUAUUGUUUUUCUACCCUUAUUUUUUGGUAUGGAGUCAAACCAAUGCUUGGUGACAUGGAAUCAUAUUUAUACAACUUGAUAAAUUUCAUUAUCAUCAAGACCACUGUACACAGCCUUCAACCCAAGUUGAAAUGGAAAUGUGAGCUAAAUUUAGUGAGGAGCAAAUCAGCUCUGAACAUGUGUUUAUCAUGUAUAUCUAUAUAUACAGAAAAUAGGGUAAUAUUUAAAAAAAAGGUGUUCAAAAAUAUAUUUGUAAUUGUCACGAGUGAAGAUUUUAAAGAAGGUUUUCUAAGGUAGCCUAAUUUGUUUUUGAAUAGUUGUCCCUUUAAGUUAUGUCCAAACAGAUUUGUUUUGCAUUUAUUUUCAUUCUUUCUGAAAAGUUCAUUAAAAAGCAAUCUUAUUUUUUCUUGUUAGAAGGGUCACCUUUUGUCAAAAUGUAUUCAUAAAAAUGAUUUGACAUUGAAAUGGACUUUUUUUUUAAGACUGAAGUCCUUGGUACCCAGUUUGUUCUUAAAACAUGUAGUCAAACAAAGAGAGGGCUGUAACUCUGCUCUGGAAUUCAUUCAGACUUGUCUAUCAUAGUAAUAAACCGGUGGAUUUUAGAGUAGUGAAUAGGACAUUUAUUGUACAAAAAUAGAUGUAGCAGCAUGAUUGAGUGAUGAUAAAGAAACAUCAGCUACCUCAGCUUGACUUUGUGGGCCUAGUUGAAAGUUAGCUAUAGAAAAUGGAUUAACAGUUAUUAUUUCAGAACAAAUAGGAAAUGAUCAUAACUUGGACAAGAAUUGACUAUUAGUCACCUUAAAAAUCAAAACACCCAGAUUUGAUUAGAAAGGCUUUCAGAAACUAGUAAAAGCUAUGCUAUCAUUUUCCCACCUGAAUGUUUGAUUUUGUCAGGCCCUAUUUUCUUCCUUUAAGGUUAAAUAUUUGUUCUGUGCAUUAUGUCACAUUAUGUAACUGAUACCCAGAAGCCUAGUGUUUAAAAAACAAUUUAACCUGCAAAGUGGCAGGAGAUCCUGGUAAUAAAGCUUUUUUUUAGUUGAUAAUUCAAACAACCCCAAUCAUCAAGUUUUAUGUUAAGACAUUUUCAGUUCAAUGAAAAAUAUACUCUGGUAGGCUGCCUAGAUCAUAAUCUGGAAGAUUUCAUUCAAAAAGUAUUUAUUUUUUAAAAGUCUAGAAUUCUUUUUUCCUUUUUUUUUUAAAUUUAUAUUAUAUGUUUAUGUGGUUUUAAGUGUCUACGGUUACUUUCUUUUCCCUACUCUCAUUAUUUUUAUCUCUGGCUUUAAGAUUGAAUCAUUAGUUUCAAUUGUAUUCCACUAAACAUAAAGCAUGUAUCAACAGAAAGUUUACAAAUUAUAGUGCAAGAUGGGAAACAUAUCUUUAAAUAGUCCUUAAAUAUUGCAGUUUUUCAAAAGAAAUAUGUAUAAAAAAAUUAACUCCUAUUAUGAUAAAUGCAACAUUUAUUUUUUAAAAUUGCGCUAGACAGUUAUCAGCAUUUUUUAAAAACUUUUAUAUGAGAAGCUCUUUUCAUGCCUCUAUAGAAUGAUACACUUAGCUAAUUCUUUUUAGUUAAAACCUAAUGUUAAAUAGCUAAACCUUUUUUUUUUUAAUAAUGACAUUUUCUAAUGAAAGAGUCAAUUACCUCAGUGCAUAAGGCCAACCAUGGAAAUUUAUUGUUUAUGCUUCUGUUCUAAAGGCAUUGAAAGAGAUAUUUUUUUAACUAGGCAAAAUAUUAUAUUUAUCUGUGUGUGUGGGGGGGGGGGUAAACUACUUGGCUAACUAUCAAGGGGGGUUUCCAGUUCAAAUUCUGACUUCAGAUGAGUUGUUUGCUGAGUGCCUAAAGGCAGCAUGGAAACCUUCUCCCAGAUUUCCUUUUCCCCCACAUUGCCACAAAAGAGAUUGGACCAUAGUGCAUUGAGAAUGCUAGAGCAUGAAAGUAAAGAUGCACUAUACAAAAGCAAUUUUAAAAACGUAAUGAUAAUCAUAAUUUUUUUUUUAGUAGAAGAUAACAAUUUUUAGAGUUAAACUUGGCUUACUAAUAAUUGAAAUAUGACCUAUUGGCUUAAUGCAUGUCUAGGCAUUAUUUUCCAUAAAUCUGCAAAUGUUUUUUCUUUCCAAAGUCAUUUUCUAGUUUCUGAUUUGUAAAUAGUUAUCAACAUGUGUGGGUAAGGGUUGUCUGGUUUGUUACUAUUGACUUUUAGAACUAAAUCCUUGACAUUGGUAAUGCUGUUGUUCGCCUCGUUGUUGUUGUUGGUGUGGGCAACUUCAAUACUCUCUGUGUAAACACAAAACCUUUCUUUCCUAUUUUGACAUUGAUGUAAUGUUGAGAUGCAAUACACUUUAGUUUUGACUGUCUCAUUUCUGUCAGUUUACAAGAUUUUUAUUUGUUGUUUUCAAUACAAUUGUUUAUUAAAUAGAAAUACAAUUGUUUAUUAAAUAGAAAUUUAAAUAUGUACAAAACUAACUUACUAGUGUAAGUGCUCCAUUUAUAAGCAAUCAGUUUGAAUCAACAUAUGACUAAAGCUGGUAAUUUUUUAUUUUUUUUUUAUAAACAGAAUAUUGAUCAUUAUUUUUAGCAUCUUUCCAGGCAAAAGUGAUGUUUCCCUACUUCCCACAAUUCCAGACAAAACUUCUUGAUAUUGCAUGGUUUAAAAAUAACUUGGGUAGUCAUUGAUAAGAUGCAGUCUUCCAUAGUUAUCCAUGACAUUGGAAAUAUAUUAAUAGCUUUAAUCCAAAGAAAAAAAAUCUACUCUCAGUCUGUGGUAAUGCUGUUGUCAAAGUAGCUUCUUCAAUAACUUAACAGUAAAGUUUGUAACUAAAAAAAAAAACUGAAAGUAUCUGACUUUGUUGUUAUAGAAUUAUUAUCCCUAGUAGUUUUCCUGACCAAAAUGAGAUGACCAUCAGAUACAUUUUGGUCAACACUGAAAUGAGAUUUUUUGUUCUUUAAAUGUUGAUGUAGAUAUUUUGUUGGCUUCUAAAAAAGAACAAAUACUUUUAACUCAGAACAAGUCACAAAAUGUGUACUGUUCAUGUAAAAAAUGUCUUUGUACAAAUGUUAAACACAAAAAAAACCUGUUUGCUCUGUUGUCAUUUCAUUUAAAAUUACAGUAUUACUUCUUUGUUAUGAUGCCCCAUCAAUUGGUACGGACACUGUGGCUUUAACAUUUUCAAUUUUGAUAGUCUUUUUUUUUCACACAGAUAUAGAGACCUAAAAGGAUUUUGUUUUUUCAUUUUAAUUUUUUUAUAACCAAAUGUGAAAUUGCAUAAAUCUUUACUCAAUUUCUCAAUUAUAGAUUUAUUUUUGAAACUUUUAAAGGUUAUAGAUUUAUAAAAAAACAAACAAACAUUUGUAAAUAUAAAAACUCUGGACAUUCGUAACUUUUUUAUGGGCCAUCAUGAUAUCUGAAUGAAAAGUUUCUAUUUGUAUCUUUCCAGUUGAAUCAAUAAAAACUAGGACUCUGUUCAACAAUCUAUACCGGUACAUUUAAUUUAUAUAUAUAUAUAUAUAUAUAUAUAUAUAUAUAUAUAUAUAUAUAUAUAUAUAUAUAUAUAUAUAUAUAUAUAUAUAUGCUACCAGUGGUAAAAUAAUUCCGGUCUGAAUUAAUUAUUUUUUUCCCAGACAAGACUUGGAAUUUAUUUGGUUCAAAGUGGUAAAAAUAACCAUAAAUAAGCUAGUCAUGUGCGGUAUUCUUAGCUUGACACUGUUAAGUCCAUACAGAGUUUUGCUAUUUGUAAUAUCUUUUUUUAUUUCAUAUAUAUAUAAAAAAUAUACAAGUUAAAAAAAGUGUUUGCUAUUUUGUAUUUAGGGCACUGACCAUUUUCAAUAUACAUUUUGCAGUAUAUUUUUUUUAUGGCCUUUCAGUUCAUCUGAGUGUUCAUCACUUGUAAGAAGACUUUCAAAUUUUAUGAAUUUUUAAUAAGGAUUUACACUUAAAUGCUACAAUCUCUUGGUUGAUCCUAUACACAUUUCAUCUCAUCACUUACCCUCCGAACUCACUUCCCACCAACUUGUCUUUUAAACAAAGAAUAUUGUAAUUAUUUUACUUUAUUGUACUGGCUGCCCCAUUAUGACAUUUAGGGCAUAACAGACUAGGUAAUUAUCUAACUAAUCAUUUUAUCAUUAAUCAGUUAACUUAACUAAAUUAUAAUGGAUGAUUUUAUUAAUUAUAUUAUUUAUUACUAAAUUAUACAAAAUAUAUUUAUUUGGGUCCAAAUAUUUUGUAUAUCAUUACAGUAAGUAAAUUAUACUUAAAAAAUAUAUAUUUAGCAAUAAUACUAUAGUUUUUGUAUAGACAUUUUGGAUCAUAACUCAAUAGGAGAAAAAAAAACAGAAUUCAUUUGCAUAAUUUAAAUUCAAACACAUGGAUCUCUAUGAUGUCUUGCUUUUGCCACAGUGAACUAGCUUGCUUUGUUACAAGUCUUUAGGUGAGACACUGAGACAGCUAUUCUCACACUUAUUUUUUGGUGUCUGUAGACAUGUCGGUUUACUUUUUAUGGGGUGGGGUGUGUUGUACCUGUGUAACCAUGGUGAUACUUGGUGUCAGAUGAAUAAAAAAAAAAUAGCAUUAUGUACAUAUAAA
Messenger RNA from Biomphalaria glabrata, 6290 nucleotides. RefSeq names its product tetratricopeptide repeat protein 17-like. The transcript has 6 exons. Gene Ontology annotation, molecular function: protein binding. Gene Ontology annotation, biological process: actin filament polymerization. Bases 178 to 1461 code for a protein of 427 amino acids. Gene Ontology annotation, cellular component: cytoplasm; actin cytoskeleton. The record is from RefSeq and is a predicted model, not a curated record. Lineage: Eukaryota; Metazoa; Mollusca; Gastropoda; Planorbidae.